AUGAUGGUGAACUCUUCAAAGCACAUUCAAGGCCAGAAAGCUCAACUCAUGCUCCAUCCUUUCAGUGAAUAUUGUGCUCACUGUAUCCAAUUCAGCUACUUCAUCUACGACAGAGAUGGAUUUAGACCUAUUUCACUCAAUAUCUUCAUCAGGGUCAACAAUGGAUCACUUGGUAACUCAGUUUGGAAUAUGUCAGAAUCGCAUGGGAAGCAGUGGUUCCAGGCUGAAGUCGCUGUCAAUAACCUAAACCCAAAUAAUUAUCAGGGCGGGAUCACAGCUGUGUACCGUAUUGAUUGUGAUGGAUGUAAACACAUUGGAGCUAAAACUCCAUACUUCCAGCUGCUCGAAGAUGUGGAGACGAAUUCUGGGCAGGAUGCAGCAUUCCGUUGUAUUGUACAUGGACAAAUAAAUAAGGCACAAAGCCUUUCAAUGCAGAGACAACACGGAGGCUUAACCAGCCCACCAGCACAGCUAAGGUACUUUAGCCCCAAAAGCUUCAUUGCAGUCUUUCAGCUACAUAAGUUGACAAAGCAAAACCAGGACCUGUAUCGUUGUGUGAUUGAGUCUGGAAAUGGAUCUGGAGUGUCUAACUUUGCAGCAUUGAUUGUUAAAGAACCUCCAACACCAGCUGCUGCACCCCAAGUGAUAGAGGUUGGCUCAACAUUCCUGAUGGUGGACCUAAAUAUCAACGACUUUAUUGGAGAUGGCCCCAUUAUUCGGAAAGAGAUUGUAUACCAGAAGACCUCAACAUCCCAAGUAAAAGUCCAGGCUGUUGUCAGUCCAAAAUGUAAGCUGAUGCACUUAGACCCAGACACUGAAUACCAGAUCAACAUCCAACUGACUCGGCCUGGUGAGGGAGGGCAAGGAAAGCCAGGACCCAAACUCAUCAGCAAGACCAAAUGUGCAGAACCAAUGCGGGCACCCAAAGACAUCACCUUCUCUGGGAUCAAGUCAAGGCAAGUCACUGUACGAUGGGACCCAUUGGGAUAUAACAGCACUCUCUGCCACACUUAUUUUUACACUGUGUGUUACCACUACACCUUCAGAGUUGGCUACAUUCAGACGUUCAAAGAAUGCCAGAUUGUUACACAAAAUACCUCUUCAUUCAUCAUUAGAAAUCUCCAACCUUAUACUAAUGUCUAUGUCAAGAUCAUGGUACACAAUUCUGAAGGAAGGAGAGAGAGUGAAGAACUUAACUUUCAGACAGAUGAAGAUGUACCUGGCAGAAUUUCAGCAUCGUCCAUCAGUAGGUCAUUCACAGAGGAUAUGGUAUUUUUGGAAUGGAAUGAACCACAGGUGUCUAAUGGUAUUAUCACACAGUAUGAGGUAAGCUAUCAAUGCACCGAAUCCUCUGACCCAGCAGUGAUUGCACGCUGUCCAAAGAAAACUCUCUUGAAACCCAGGAAUGAGACCAACCACAAGUUUAAGAAUUUGGAACCGGGCACCACUUAUCGUUUCUCAAUUAGGGCAUCCACUGUCAAAGGAUUUGGCUUGAGAAUAUUCGCUAUGAUCACCACAAACAUAAAAGCUCCUUCCUUUGAAUAUGAUAGCAUGCCUUCUCCGUUGGAUGUAACGAACAUCACCAUUACUGUCCAGCUGAAGCCAGCACGAGGCCGUGGUGCUCCAAUCAGUGUUUACCACAUCAUUGUGAAAGAGAACAAGCUACAUAAAGUGAAGCAAGAACUCAGAACACAAGAGUGCUUUCCUUUGUCCAUUACAUGGGAAAAGGCUGCAGCUGAAGGCAUUCCACACUAUUACAGUGCAGAGCUCAUACCCAGCAGCCUUACAGGACCCAGGCCUUUCACUGUUGGAGAUAAUAACAACUACAAUGGCUACUGGAAUGUGCCACUAGAAUCCACGAAGAACUAUAGCAUCUACUUUCAAGCUACGAGCAAUUUCAAAGGGGAAAAGAAAACAAACUGCAUAUUAAUUGCUGAGAAAGCUGCGUAUAAAGGAAGACAAGAGGCUGCACCACGUUUUCAUGGAAUGGGUUUGAUCCUGGGCAUCUGUGUUGGAAGCCUGGCAUUGUUUGUCCUGAUUCUCUUGUAUAUCAAGAAAGGGAAACGCACCCAAACAAACAAGACUUUUGUGAGUUCCCAGCGUAAAGAAACACACAGGAGGAAUGUCAUGGAUAGGAGCUCCACUGACCAGUGCACCCUGCAAGAAACACUUAACAGCAGCAGAUUUAAAAGUACAUUGGCAGCCUUAGAUGAACAGUGCAACACCAUGAGUAAAUUGAGCAGCUCAUCAGAAAACUUCCCUCAGAGACCUUGUCAUCGAGCUGGGUUUCCUUACCAGAUUCAGAAGCUGCACCCUGCAAUCCAACUGGCUGACCUCGAAGAGCAUAUCAACCAAAUGAAAUCAGCAAAGGACUAUGGCUUCAAGCAAGAGUAUGAGAGCUUCUUUGAGCACAAGUCUUCUUGUCACAAAAUGUCAAAGAAGAAAAUAGGAUGUUCUGAAAGCAGACAUGUAAACAUCACUAUAAAUGAUUGUCGUCAAAUCAAGUUACCUCCAUAUUUGGAAGAUCCUGGAUUUAUUUAUUUGAACGAUGCAGAUAGAAAGGAAUAUAGAAGAUUGAACAUAAACGGGUCUGAAAUGCGGUAUAACCUUCUGUGUGCAAUGAAGUUUAAGGCCAAUUUUAAAGCAAAACACUUCAUUGCAACACAAGGACCCAAACAAGAAAUGGUGUAUGACUUCUGGAGGAUGGUGUGGCAGGAGCGUUGCAAAUGUAUCGUAAUGAUUACCAAACUGGUGGAAGUUGGACAGGUCAACUGCUGCAAAUACUGGCCUGAUGACACAGAGCUGUAUGGAGACAUAAGUGUUACUUUCAUUAAAACAGAGUUUCGAGCAGAAUAUAUUGUCAGAAUCUUCUCACUUCAAAAGACAGGUUGCUCAGCCAGACGUGAAAUUCAGCAGUUUCAUUUCACAGCCUGGCCAGAACAUGGAGUUCCCUGUCACGCAACAGGUCUCCUCGCAUUUAUUCGCCGUGUGAAGGCUGCUAAUUCUUCUGAAUUGGGACCACUAGUUAUCCACUGCAGCACUGGUACCGGGAGAACUGGAUGCUACAUUGUUUUGGACGUGAUAAUGGACAUGGCAAAGUAUGAAGGUGUUAUUGAUGUUUACAACUGUGUGAAGACUCUGUCCUCAUGGCGCAUUAACAUGAUUCAGACUGAGGAACAGUAUGUUUUCAUCCACAAUGCGAUCUUGGAAGCCCAUCUGUGUGGUGACACCUCCAUAUCAGUUGAGAAAUUCAAAUCUACUUAUGAAGAAAUGAUCAGAGUCGACCCUCAGAAUAACUCCUCAAAGCUCAAUGAAGAAUUUCAAGUUCUUAAUUCAGUGACUUCUCAACCAGAUGAUAAAGAUUCCAGCAUCUCUUUCUUACCUCAGAAUCAAACAAACAACUGUAAUAUGGACACCCUCCCACCUGAUGGAUGCCUUCCACUACUCAUUACUGUGGAUGAUGAAAGUAACAAGUACAACAAUGCUACCUUGUUGGAUAGCUACUGCCAAGCAACAGCUUUUGUGGUGACCCCACAUCCUUUUCAAAAUGACGCAGCAGACUUUUGGAGCCUUGUGUAUGACUACAAUUGUUCUUCAAUAAUCAUGCUGAACCAACUUAACGAAUUAAACUCUGCUUGGCCAGGCUUACAGUAUUGGCCAAGGAAUGGAGUUCGGCAAUAUGGGCCCAUACAAGUGAAAUUCGUCUCUUGCACAACGAAUGAGGAAAUCUGUGACAGCUUGUUCGAGGUCAGAAAUGUAUCACAGAAAAAAUAUCUGAGAGUGAAACAUUUCCAAUACCUUCAGUGGCCUACAAACAGUGGUGUACCCAAAUGCAAGAAAUCAUUCUUAAACCUACUGAGGAAAAUUGAACAAUGGCAGGCAAAAUGUGGUGAUGGACGAAUUGUCAUUCACUGUUUGAAUGGAGGAGGGCACAGUGGAAUACUCUGUGCCUCUAUUUCCGUCAUGGAGAUGAUCAAAUACCAAAAGGUGGUGGAUGUUUUCCAUGCAGUGCAGACUUUACGCAACAACCAACCAAACAUGGUUGAAUCCCUGAAACAAUACCGCUUCUGCUAUGACAUAGCGCUUAAUUACUUGGAGUUCUGGGACAUAAACAGCACAGAGUGAUCAGUGGC
Rhincodon typus (whale shark) is the source of this 4133-nucleotide messenger RNA. RefSeq names its product receptor-type tyrosine-protein phosphatase U-like. The record is from RefSeq and is a predicted model, not a curated record. Gene Ontology annotation, biological process: protein dephosphorylation. Gene Ontology annotation, cellular component: membrane. The transcript has 30 exons. Gene Ontology annotation, molecular function: protein binding; protein tyrosine phosphatase activity. NCBI's taxonomy places the organism in Eukaryota, Metazoa, Chordata, Chondrichthyes, Orectolobiformes, Rhincodontidae. The coding region runs from base 1 to 4125 and encodes 1374 amino acids.